AGCCUCUCAUUGGCCACAAAUCUUAAAGAAGAUCUAUCUAACAACAGAGUAGUUCCUAUGAAAUGAAAGGAAAUGAGAAACUUUUUCGCCUCUCCCUCUCUAACCUUAAUGAACUAAAUCCAUCAGAAUUACCGCCACCAUUAGAUUUACAUGUACUAAACGAACAAAAAGAUCAAAUCUUUGUCGAUCAAGAUCAAGAACCAGCCAGAAUUGAGUGGGAUUUCUCUCUCUCCGCCGUCGUCUCUUCCUCUUCCGCCGCCGGCGCUGUCUCAGACACGCUCGGAGUCGUCGAAUUUGACCAAUCAAAUACCCUCUUUGCCACCGGUGGCAUCGCCCGGAAAAUUCGGGUCUAUAACUGGACUUCUCUGUCGACCGAUGUAAACGCACCCGAGCAUGCCGGCGCGUGCGAUUACUUCAUCUGCACUCCGGCGAAGCUAAGCGGUUUACGGUGGAAGCCUCAGUCGUCGAGUCGGGUUAUCGGAUCGUGUGACUACGACGGAGUUGUAACCGAAUAUGACCUCGAGAAACGGGUGCCGGUUUUCGAAAGAGACGAGCACGGUGGUCGUCGGGUAUGGGCAAUGGAUUAUUCUAAUUCGGAUCCGGUAAUAGGCGGGUCGGCUUCCGACGACGGGUCAAUGCAAAUGUGGGAUACACGAUGCGAGGGUGGGAAUUCCAUCGCGAUAAUCCGACCCGGGAAUCCGAACUGUAGCUCGGUUUGUUCAGUUGAAUUCGACCCGUCAUGUGGGCAAUUGGUUGCCGUUGGAUGUGCUGAUCGGAAGGCCUACGGGUUUGAUAUACGUAAACUGUCGGAACCGGUUUUCCGGCUCCAAGGGCAUAACAAAACGGUGGCUUACGUAAGAUUCAUCGAUAAUGAGACGAUAGUGACGUCGGGUACUGACGGAUGUUUGAAGCUCUGGCGCACAGCGGAUCAGAGCCUGAUUCGGACAUACGUGGGCCAUGUUAACACCAGAAGAUUUGUGGGCCUAUCUGGAUGGAGAAGUGGUGGGCUAUUGAGCUGUGGGUCAGAAAAUAAUAAAGUUUUUGUGUAUGAUAAAAGAUGGGGCGAGCCCAUUUGGUGUAACGGCAUUGGGACCGACGACCACCACGGCGGCGCCGCCGCCUUCGUCAGCUGUGUCUGCUGGCGGCAGACGACGGCAGCAGCUGAGGAUCAAUGUACGCUGGUCGCCGGUGGAUGGAAUGGUGUUUUGCAUGUCUAUCAAGGCAAGAGAAAAAUUAUUCAUUCACUAAACUAGCUAUAUAGAGAGAGAGAGGGGGUAAUAUUAUUUAUUUUAUUUUCUACAUUAAUUUAAUAUGAAAUCUAUAAUUAUAUAUGGUUUGUUGCAUAAAAUUAGUUUCACUACCA
Molecule: messenger RNA, 1363 nt
Organism: Impatiens glandulifera
Lineage: Eukaryota; Viridiplantae; Streptophyta; Magnoliopsida; Ericales; Balsaminaceae
Product: WD repeat-containing protein RUP2-like
Exons: 1
Coding region: 63-1253 (396 amino acids)
Biological process (GO): response to UV-B
Molecular function (GO): protein binding
Source: RefSeq, a predicted model, not a curated record